UUGGCCGGAGCGGGAGCGGGAGGAGAGGCGGAGCUGUGAGCCUCUGGGCCGUCUUCCAGCCAGAUGAGUAGAGUGGAUGGAAUCUCCGAUCACUCCAGUGUCCCGCUAGGUGGACAGGGCCCUCUCCUGGAGCGCAGAGGAGCAGCCCGACAGGAAGCCCUGGUGGACAAUGCCAUCUUGCGGGACAACAGCAGGCAAAGUGGACUGUCGGUCAAUCAGACCAUAGUGGGUUCCCACGGCCCUCUGCAGAGCCAAGCACUAGGUCGCCAGGGAAUGCUAACGGACGGCAACCUCAUGCUGCCCGGAGAUACCAUCAGACGUGUGGAGGGAGACGGCAAUAAUGGGGCUGUGACGAUGGCGCAGGGAGUGACCUGUGUGUCCCAGGUUCUGGGGAAAGGCCGGGGGCCUGAGGGAAUGAGCCAGCUGGAUGAGAAGAAGCGGAGAGAGCAGGAAGACUUGCUGAAGCUGAGAGAGAACGAGACUCUCCUGAAGCUGAGAGAGCAUCAAGACCUGGUGAAGAUGAGAGAACACGAGGACUUUAUGAAGCUCCGGGAACACGAGGAGUUUAUGAAGCUGAGGGAACACGAGGACUUCAUGAAGAAACAGAAGAAUAAGAAAAUCCGCACGACUUCAAAAAUUCUUGUGGUGGGUGAAGACGGCUCCUUUAUGGUCAAAUCUCCCAAGACUCACAUCUGCGAGCAAUGCAGUGCGGCCUUUCGGACCAACUACCACCUGCAGCGGCACAUCCUGAUCCACACAGGUGAAAAGCCAUAUCAAUGCAGCCAAUGUAGCAUGCGAUUUAUCCAGAAGUACCUGCUCCAGAGACAUGAGAAGAUACACACUGGUGAGAAGCCAUUCCACUGUGAUGAAUGUGACAUGAGGUUUAUUCAGAAAUACCACAUGGAGCGGCACAAGCGCACGCACAGUGGGGAGAAACCGUACCAGUGUGAAUACUGCCUCCAGCAUUUUUCUAGAACUGACCGUUUGCUAAAACACAGAAGAAUGUGCCACGAGAAUCAAGGGAAAACCCCCGGCAAGAGCCCUGCGGUGAAAACCGAGCCCAUCAUCCUCACCAUCAACGCUGACGACCGCUUCCUGGCGCUCCAGAAGGAAGGCGGGAAUCCCAGGAAAAAGCUCAAGGCCGCGGAGAAAUCCACACUGCCCGGCUCCAACAAGGAGGAGAGCCUGGGCCGCGGGGAGAACAAGGGGGAUAAAGGCGAUUGCAUGGACUAUUACACCAGCAACUUGAAAGUGAAAGAUGAGUACAAAGUGGAACAAUGUUCCCUGGUGAUUGCUCACGCGUCCCACAGUACUGACGCCCUGGGGGAAGCUUACCACAACAACGCCAGCCUCAACCCCCCGAAGCUCAUCCUCAAGAAAGUCAACGCCAAGAAGAGCCACAAGGCGGGGGAGCAGCUGGCACCCAACAUGUCCGUCACCGGCAGCUACGACCCGGCCAAGGUCAACAAGUACGGCUACGGCAUGGUGGACAACCCCGAGCUGCUAGGGAUCGAGGAGGCGCAGAGCGCGGACCCUUCCCGCAAGCCGGGCAGCAGCAGCAACUACGACGACGCCAUGCAGUUCGUGAAGAAGAAGCGUUUCCUGCAGGGGGUGACCAGCGCCAGCAGGGACUUCCCCUUGUCCGAGGGCCAGAUCGCCAGCCAGCCGGCCGUGUCCCAGCCCCCCGUGCCCCCCGCCCCCGACAACAGCUCCGCGGCCUCCAUGAUGGUGCAGGGGCCGGGCGGCGCGGAGCUCAAGGGCGGGCAGGAUAAGAGCGGUAUCCCCGACGAGGUGCUGCAGACGCUGCUCGAUCACUACACCAACAAGGCCAACGGGCAGGUGCCCUUCUCAGUCAACGACAGCCAAGUGGCUUCCAACAUCACCGUCAGCUCCUCCGACAUCCCCGAGGUGCCUCCGGCGGAGAGAGUGAGCGAGGGCGGACAGCCCCCGGCCCCCGAUAACUGCAACAUGCUGCACGAGUAUUCCAAGUUCCUGCAGCAGGCACUCGAGAGAACCUGCCACAACGACAACUACUCGGCCGAGCAAGGCCUGGCAUACGAGGCCGAGAACCAGGCACUGGGGGGCAGCCUCCAGGUGCAGCCCCUGUUCUCCACACUGGAGAGGCAGGUGUUUGCCACCAUGGUCACCCAGCACGGCUUCAGGCCGGACCUCACCUCCUCCCUCCGGCUGCCCACGCAGAAGUCUCCGUACAGCCUGCUGGUAGGGGAAGCCCAACAGCCCUCCUUCGCCUUCAUCCCCACGGUGACGGGCGGGGGGAACGUGCCGGCCCCCCAGGACUUCAUCGAGCAGGUGGCCUCGCAGAAGAAGCGCGAGGACCCACCCAGCCACCGAGACCACCAAAUGGGGGCCUUCGGCCAGGCCGCCCGCUUGCACUUUGCGGGCUCCGCGGGGGAGAUGGCUCCGGCUUUCGGCAGCGGAGCGGGGGGGCAGGUCAACCUGAGGGUGAGGCCGGGCGGGGCGGAUUUUGCCGAGUUUUCCUUAGUGAACGAGGGCAGGGACGGGAUGAGCAGCUCGCCGGACACCGCAGGGGGACAGGCCUUCAGGUGAAACCAUCGGGAACCGGGCUGGGAAAACAGGCGGCGAGGUGAGAUGUGACUGGACGAGAUGACUUUCAGGGGAGGCGUUUGCUCUCUGUUCCUGACCUUCUCCAGGAAGAACUAAAAUGGGGAAAAAUAUCAAAAAAGCAAUUUUUUUUUUUUUUUUCUUUCCGGUCGGACAGAAAACCCCUCCCAGAAGCAACAAAACAUGAACACGAGGCAGCUGUAAGGAGUUGACCAGAGCAGUAUUUCUAGUCCGGUUGGUCGGUUGGUCGGUGCCAGCUUUUUGCCACCGGAACGUGUCUGCAUCCCCAGGGGCCAUUUUCCUGCCUGGCCCAUCUCUCUCUCGCUCUCUUCCCCCAACUCCACCGACUGCAGCCUCACCUUUGUUUGCUGGACGCCACUUAUCUCUUACAUCUCCAGCCCUGGGCAGAUCGGACGCCAGACCAGGCCAGGUCGGGCUAGCCAGACUGAAGGCAAACCCAGUGCUGCUGCCCGCCCUGGCCUAUCACCGUCGCGGAGACCGCCCCCUUUCCUGUUGCUGUUUCUCAGAGACGGACUGAGGCCGGCUGAUCACGACGCUGGCUCCACAUGGCUGUACACUCAGCGCAGUUGGACCUGACCCCAGACUACAGUAACCAGUUCUUUCAGGUUUGUCUUUUGAAGCGAGAGAGAGGCCCAAACCAUGGGGAUGGGGUAGUCGGGGGGUGGGGUGAGCUCAGGCUCAAUCCAGCCGUGGGGGAGUUGGACUCAAUCACUGGGAGAGGAGAAGGGGAGGUAGAUAAGAUCAGCUCCUGGGGGAGUGGUGGGGUUUGAUGACCCAGUCACUGGAGCCUACAGGGUUUGGCAGUUCUCUGUGUGCAGAGGGAAUGAGUGUCUGCAAAAGGCAAACUGGAGAGAAAGUGACCUGUGGUUGAUGGCCAUCAGCACCGAGCCUGUGGCCUGCACAGACCGAGGCUCGUUAGCUCCCGUCUCAGUGACACAGGACGGAAUCCCGUCUGUCCUGGGGCCAAAUGAGGUGCUGUGUGGUCUGGUAACACUACAGCUGGACCUAGUCUGUUCAACCACAACCUUUCUGUCCUGUCCUGUCUCCCUCUGGAGCAGGUUACUGACCUGUAAGAACAAACACACACACACACAAGC
Messenger RNA from Callorhinchus milii (elephant shark), 3701 nucleotides. Its product is annotated as zinc finger protein 148-like. Gene Ontology annotation, biological process: regulation of transcription by RNA polymerase II. The record is from RefSeq and is a predicted model, not a curated record. NCBI's taxonomy places the organism in Eukaryota, Metazoa, Chordata, Chondrichthyes, Chimaeriformes, Callorhinchidae. Gene Ontology annotation, molecular function: RNA polymerase II cis-regulatory region sequence-specific DNA binding; DNA-binding transcription factor activity, RNA polymerase II-specific. The transcript is spliced from 7 exons. Gene Ontology annotation, cellular component: nucleus. Bases 64 to 2568 code for a protein of 834 amino acids.